Molecule: messenger RNA, 1057 nt
Organism: Tribolium castaneum (red flour beetle)
Lineage: Eukaryota; Metazoa; Arthropoda; Insecta; Coleoptera; Tenebrionidae
Exons: 3
Coding region: 111-1034 (307 amino acids)
Biological process (GO): ubiquitin-dependent protein catabolic process; protein ubiquitination
Cellular component (GO): cytosol; ubiquitin ligase complex
Molecular function (GO): ubiquitin protein ligase activity
Source: RefSeq, a predicted model, not a curated record
UUUACAGAUUAUCGAAAAUAGGCAAAUUAACUAGUGCUGAUGACAUAAUGACUUUCAGUCACUGUCAGAAUCAACAUGUAGCCUCAAAAUUUUCCCACUGAAUCACCAGAAUGGAUACAGUUCAGGAUUCCCCUGAACAACAAAAUUUCUUCAAGCGUCUUGUCAAGUUCAUCUCAUACCCAUUUGUGGCGGUUGGACGUAAACUAAUUCUCUGGUUGCACUUCACGGAACUUUUAUUCAUAAGACUUUACAAUAUUUACGCCCUCAUAUGUCAGUUGUUCUUUUUUGUCUGCUGUGCAGUGGUGUACCACGAAUCUACAGAACUCGAAAAGCAUGAAGAACACGUUCUUAUUGCACUGAAAACUUUACUGUUUUACUCCGUCUUUACGUAUUUCACGACAAAGACCAGAGACAUUUUAACAACGAAUCGAACGUCUCUUUUCCGUAAUUUUAGUAUGAUGGAAGGGGUUUGCAGGAUUAUAAUUGAAUGGGCGAAAGCCAUUAUUGUGGUGUUUUGUCUCCGAGAACAAGGGAUUUAUUUCAGACCCAGCAUCCCCUACGCUGCAACCACCUUCACUUAUUAUCUCUGCACCGAAAAAAUCUUUACCGAGAUUUUGCAAAAAGUGAUCAAGUAUUGCGAGUUUCAAAUAUUCGAGGAUUUAGAUCACUUAUACGUGCCGUUGGCUUUAAAUGUUUACACCAUGACGAUGAGCUUUACAGCCGAUUUAUAUUUGAUUUUAACGACCGAAUUUGUAACGUUUUCACUGUGUUGUGCCUACUUUACAAUAUAUCUUAGACUGAAAGAUUCCUAUUAUAAUUUUUGGAAGCUUCUCGUGUUAGAAAAGCAGACUUUUAACAGUUUUCGCGACGCAAGUCAGCAAGACUUAGAUGACUACGACGAUAUUUGCGCCGUUUGUUUGAAUAAGAUGAGCAAGGCGAAAAUCACACCUUGCAACCACUUCUUCCACCCUUAUUGCCUCAAAGAGUGUCUUAAAAACUCAUUCUUGUGUCCUCUGUGCAAAGUGAACUUUUAAAUAAAACUACAAUCAAAAGCUUA